CCCUUCACGUCGCUCAGGGGCCAUACUUGAAUCUAUCUCUCUCACUCCUUUACUGUUUACCAAAUCACAGCUGUCGAAUGUUUUGAGUGUCUUGUGUUUUGUUUGUGGUGUCCAGUGCUGUCAGAAAAAUACUAAAAAUGAGCUUUUUAAGUGAUAAACAGAAGUGUUCAGUUUUAAGCUGUCCAUCAACUCGACGGGAAAAGUAUCAUCAGUAUCCGAAAUGUGAAAGAAUCGGUUGUAAGUGGGUCAGAGCUACCGCUAAUCCAGAGUUACAGAAACUAACCUAUAAAGAAGUUUUAGAGAAGCGGUUUGUAAUUUGUUUCCACUAUUUUUGGACUGAGGACUAUCGCUUUAGCACGAAGGUAAAAAAACUGAAGGAGGGGGCAGUACCUUCAUUGUUAUUACCAGAAACCCCACAAAAUAAACCUGCUAAUGAAAAAAUUGAUGUCGAAGAAGAAAAUCUUUCACCUCAUGCAUCACUGAACAGGAGUCCGUUUAAAGAAAAGUUCUCUCCUAUCACUUUUCGUCAUUGGAUUUCCAAGUCACCAGGAAGUGUUAGUUUAAGGGAAAGUUCUCUUGUUCGAUGUGCUGAGUAUAGUGAUUCUAGUGUUCCGUCAACGUCAAAGUUACUCAGUUCUUGUGUACAUUCUGAGAAUGCAGCUGUAGAUGUGAGUUUAGAUAUUCCAGAAAUCGGUGAAAGCAGCAAGGAAGGCGAAAAUCUACAAGAAUCUACAGGACCAUUGACUGAUGAGGCUAUAAAUGCCAAUGUGCCUACUGAAUCAGUAGAAAUUCCAAGGCUAAAAUCGAGGGCUUGUAAACGUCUAGUGUGGAAGAAACGUGAUUUAGAUGAAAAUACGCGAGAAAUGUACGAGCAUGUUUUAGAAGCUAGAAGAGAGCGCGACAGUUACAGAAAAAGAAGUCUACGCAUAAAGGAGAGAAGGUUUGCCUCGUGGGAUCACAUUGUCACUGCCUAUGAAAUCGACGUCUACUCAGACUUUCUGGAGAGAAAUGUCCCAGAUUUGACAGAACAGCACGUCUACAUAGACAAAAUUAAAAAAAUAAGGGUAAAACUGAUGAUGCAAGUCUUCAGCCGUAAACUGUUUCGUUUUGUCGAUCUCCUAGCGAAAGCAGGAACAAUUAACACCAAAAUUGGACCUCUGACGGUGCCACCUUCGGGGAGCAACACAGCCUUCGUCCUUCAGUUGAUGAACGCACUCGGAGACGGGAUGAACGGUGUUAGUUCCGGAGACAAUCACCCAAAGCGAAUUCCGUGGCCUAAAGGAUCCUACCACAGUGAAUUCUUCAAGAACGCAAGGCGACAAUUGAAGAGCAUGCGGUUUGUUCAUCGUGAAACUCGAAAGCCAAUUAGAACGGAUAUUCCUUGUUUGCAAAAUCUAAUAGAUACUUUGCAAGGGUUCCAGUUACUCUGGAAAAAAUUACAAUCUCUGGGCUUCAAAAGUUUUUAUACAAGGAAUAUCAAUCAGGAUCCCCUGGAGAAUUUUUUUGGUCAGAUCAAGGCACACGAUUUCAGGUCGAAGAAACCGACAUGCUAUCAAUUCGAGGAUAUUUUCAAAUCUCUCUUAAUAACUAGUCUAACAUCCAAGCACUCGCCAGGUUUUAAUUGCGAAGAAGACAGCGGGGAGUUUAUCCUCUCUGAUUGUAAAAGUUUGCUUUCAGGAACGCAAUAUUUACCGAAUGAGAUGGAUGACGAGGAAUUCGUUUUGGAGGAUGAGAGCAAUGAUUUAGAUGAAGGUGACGAGCAGCGUGGCAUUCCAAAAAAUAUUAAUGUGCACAGUCACUCUGGUGACUUAAUUAAAGCGUUGCAAAGCCGUUUGCCUUCAGUUAAAUCAUGCCCUGAGUGUGUAAGUGCAUUUCAAAAAGAGUCCUCCUUGAGAAAUAAAGGAACUGCUUUUCGGGACAUGCACUUACAGGCCAAACGUAUUCUGAGUCGAAUUUUCACCAGUAACAUCUCACAAAUUAAGUUGGGACGUACAUCUGAAAGCAUACUUCAGAGGAGGAUGAACUUCAAUUUCUUCACAUGCAAUAACCACAAAAAAGAAAUUUUUUCAAUGUUUAAACUUAUUUGCGUUCGAAUGUCAGCCCAAGCAAUUCUAACCCAUAUUAACAGGGUUUUGAAAGGGCGUAUUCUGCCCAAAAAUCCUAAGAGAUUGUGUUUGCCGGUCAAACUUGCCUAUAAUUGUUUCUUAAAAACAAUUCGGAAGGAUAAGAGACCUUCGAACACAAUUGAUCUGGAAAAAGUUGGGACUAAACAGACUUUACAAACGAAAAAAGUUCAAUGCGUCGCGAAAAAGUGCAAAAGAAAUGUAACGGAAGUUCCGAACCAAUCCCAAACAGAAAAACUUGGGAGAGAAGUUGCAAUCCACAUUCCUGAAGUUGAAUCGGGUGUAGCGGAAGGAGAAAUCGACUUCAGCAAUGUGGAAUUCAUUUUCUUGGAAGACGAAUAAUCCAACCAAGCCGUUGUUGAAAAUCUUGUUUAAAAUUUUAGUAAUUGUUUCCUCUAGUGUUAAAAAAACUCUAAAACGAUUUUCGAAAAAUUCAAAAAAC
Belonocnema kinseyi is the source of this 2565-nucleotide messenger RNA. RefSeq lists its product as uncharacterized. The transcript is spliced from 3 exons. Lineage: Eukaryota; Metazoa; Arthropoda; Insecta; Hymenoptera; Cynipidae. The record is from RefSeq and is a predicted model, not a curated record. Bases 138 to 2465 code for a protein of 775 amino acids.